AUGUGGGGCCAGCGGUUCCCCGCACGGGCAUACCGACAGGCGCGCGAGGUUGUGUUGUGCUCGGCAAAGUACCGCCCGCUGCUACUGCUUGUGCUGGCGUGGCUGGACGGCCCGGGCCUGGCCCUGGCGGCCCGGGUGUGCCGGCACUGGGCGACGACGGUGGCCACCUCUGACUCGCUGUGGCGGCGGCUGUAUGUGCGGCACUUUGCGCGGACGCUGCCGCUGUCGGCGGCGGGCCUGCCCGGUGGGAGCGGCAGGCCGGGCGCGGCGGCCAUGCGCGAGGUCUACACGGCGCGGUACGCCGAGGAGCGCGAGUGGGUCCGCACACCGCUGCGCCACCUGGAGCUACCGCACCCGCUUGCCGGCCAGCCGGCCGUGGCCGUCCUCCUCGCUCCGCCGCCCAAGUCCGACCUGAUCCUCAUCGGCGCCCACGGCACCAUCUGCGGCUAUGCCGCCAUCCGCGCCUCGCUCUCGCUCAUCGCCAACCGCGGCCUUCCGCCGCCGACCGUCGCCUUCUCCACCGGCUAUCCGCUUGCCUGCGGAGCACUCUCGCCGGGUGGCGAGGUGCUAGUGGUUGGCGGCUCAAAGCUCGCCAAGUGGGAUAUCUCGUCGACGCUGCCCAUGUGCGUCGCCGUCUUUGUUGGCCACGACGACGCCGUCACCGACGUCGAGCCAGCCUGGUCGGCUCGCAACGAUCUAGGCCUGCUGCUCUCGGCAUCGGUCGACAAGACCGCUCGCCUGUGGGACGGCGCCACCGCUGCUUGCCUUCGGGUCUUUGGCGGCCACGCCGCCGGUCUCGAACGCAUCUCCUGGCUGGCCUCGGCCGAGGCCUCGCACUUUGUCACGGCAGGCAACGACGGCGUCCUCCGCGUGUGGCGCGUCGACUCGGCCAAGUCGCUACUCUCACUGCCAUCGUCCAAGGGCCUGGCUCGUGCCUGGGCUGUCUCGCCUGGGCCAGACUACUUUGUCUCGGGCCACUCGGACGGCAACGCCCGGGUCUGGCGCCUGGACUCCACUCGCGGCUCACCGGCUGUCGACGUUGUCCUUGUCGGCCAUCGCGCCGGCAUCACUGCUCUCCAGGUCUCAGGCUCCAAGCUUGUGACGGCGUCAGACGACGGCUCGCUUCGGGUUUGGCGCCUGGCUGCGCUGGGUGACUCGGCUCGCUUUGCGCCUCUGCAUAUCAUGGCUGCACACGCUUCUGGUGCCGAGAGCAUGCGCAGCUCGAAGAAGCAGCCGAGCCCGCCAAGCGGCCCGCGACCACCGCGUGGCCCCGCGCCGCGGCCGCCACGCGGCCCACGGCCGGCCCGCGGUCCGGUGGUUCGGCCAACGCACGGCGCCUCGACAGCGCUUCCGCCGCUCACUACCCGAGGACUGGCGACUCGGCGGCCCGAGUCGGUCUCAGCCAACGUGUUUACCGCUUCCGAGUGGUCUCAACUCGCGCUCGAGUAUCCGGACAUCCGCGCCGAGGUCGAGACGGUGCGCGGCCAGGCAGGCAAGGCCAAGUGGUCGCGACUGCGGACCAUGCUCCGCUCCUCGGUCCUCACCACCAUCAACGACCGCGUCCUCGAAGCAAAGCACUGGCUCCGCAUCUCUACCUCGGCGACUCCGCAGGACUACAUGGACUACCUCACUCGAUGGCAGCGCGGCGAUACCGAGCCCUCGUUUGCGCUCCAGGCCGAGGCACGGGCUCAGUUCCGUCCUCGGCCUGGCGGGACCGCACACGGUCCACGGGCGCGGGCCCGACUUGCCGCCUCCAUUCGCGAGCAGCGCCGAGAGGCGGCAGCGGCUUCUCGCGCCGCCCGCGCCGAGGCCGCUCUUUCGAACCCGGUCGAGCUGCCGCGGUCGGGUCUGUCGUCGGCCACCGUGGCCGAGCGUGCGCUGCGGAGGAAGCAGAAGGAACGCGCUGAGCGGAGCCGCCAGCGUGGGCUGCUCUCCACCCGGUGCUUUGCCUUUAAGCCAUCGCUGGCUGCAGCGGCACUCAAGGCUGCAUCGCAGUCGUUCAAGGCGCUCGAGCCACAGAGCCGACAAAAGCCGGGGGCUGUCCGCAAAGGUGAUGGCCACUCUGCUCUGCGGCAACUCUCGCUCUCGACCCUGUCAAGCUCGACCACCGCCUCGUCAGAGUCGUGCGACUUCAACACGGCGUUCAUUGCCUCGGUUUCGUCAACCAAGCCGCGGCCAGCGCCGACAGCGGCCCAUCAGCUACGGUCGCUACGACGACGGACAUCGAUCUCAGGCUCGCGGUCGGGGUCACGGUCUGCGUCGCGGUCGGAGUCAAUCUCGCGCCCUUCGUCUCGGGCCGGGCUCGACGCGCCUGUCCGGCCACCAGGGCCGGUUAAGACGUCGACUGCGCCAGAUCUGUGGGCUGCCGCCGGAAUGGCAGGCCCGCGAAGGGGUUCGACGCCGCGCGAGGCGAUGGUUGUACCACAGCUGGCGGUCAACAUUGUGCCGACCGAGUCGGCUGCUUCGACGCCCACGGGCUCGUGGGGAACCAGCGGUGGACUGCAGCGAAGCAGCCCGAAGCGGCGGCGGCAGCGGCGGCGAGCGCAAUCGGUCUCGGGCAAAUCGGGGCGACGAGCGAGCAUGUCGUCUACGUCGUCGUGCACCCGCGAUGACACCAACCUGCUCUCGCCACGAAGGACCAAGAGCACAAAGGCGCAGGUGCGGCGAGCAAGCUUGGCUGGCGCGCUCACCUCGCUUGCACCGCGGCCGUUUGACGACAUUGCUGAGGCCACCUUUGAAUCGAGCAUGGCAAUGGCCAACGUCAUGCUACAAAGCGUCCGCGAAGUGCAUGCGGACUCGCAGACGACGCUCGACAGCUCGGCCAGCUCGUUGGCCUACUCAAACCUGGCCGCCUUUUCGCUGAAAACAAAGUCUGGCACGUCGUCGUCAAGCUCGAGCUCCUCCUCCAGUUCGGGAUCAGGCUCGGGAUCGGACUCGGGGUCGGACUCGGGGUCGGACUCGGGGUCGGACUCGGACUCGGGCUCAUCGACAUCAGACUCGAAGACCGAGUCAACGCGGGCGGACCUGACCGAAACGACGAGUAUGCAGACCGAAGGCACAGAUCUGGUCUUCCAGGUCCGCCCGCAGGUGGCACGGAUGCGGACAGUGGGCAAGGGCGCGCUUGAGGUUGACCACGGCUCGCUCUCUGAAGUGGUGUUUGAUCCGCGGGCGACGACCAACGAGCGCGAUGUCGACAAGUACUCGACACGACUGCACCGCGACCGCGUGGCGUGGGCUGCGCGGACGAUAGUGCUCGGAUCCCCGGUGUGCGCCAUGGCGUUUGAGGACAACGUGCUGGUGGCGUCAUGUAUCGACGGCUCUGUCCACAUCCUCGCGUUCAAGCCCCUGCACGCCAUCGACUACGCCGACGACGAGGACAGCGGGCAAGGGCGGUUCCCGUGGCAUUUGGUCACGACGUAG
Thecamonas trahens ATCC 50062 is the source of this 3420-nucleotide messenger RNA. RefSeq lists its product as uncharacterized. The coding region runs from base 1 to 3420 and encodes 1139 amino acids. The transcript has a single exon. Gene Ontology annotation, molecular function: protein binding. The record is from RefSeq and is a predicted model, not a curated record. NCBI's taxonomy places the organism in Eukaryota, Apusomonadida, Apusomonadidae. Gene Ontology annotation, biological process: ribosomal large subunit assembly. Gene Ontology annotation, cellular component: nucleolus.